Messenger RNA from Melanaphis sacchari, 794 nucleotides. RefSeq names its product enhancer of rudimentary homolog (gene e(r)). The coding region runs from base 267 to 578 and encodes 103 amino acids. NCBI's taxonomy places the organism in Eukaryota, Metazoa, Arthropoda, Insecta, Hemiptera, Aphididae. The record is from RefSeq and is a predicted model, not a curated record. The transcript is spliced from 4 exons.
UCAUGUUAUUCCUACAUUACUACAAUUACAAAUCCUAAUUCGUCCCUGUUGCAUUCGAUAUUUCCGUUUUCAAAUUUCUAUCAACCUAUCAAUUAUCAUAGAUCAUAAUUCAUAGACCAUUGUGUCAUAGUGAAUAAGUGUAAGCCAUAAGGCAAUUUAAACAAUUAUUUUAUUGGUUGCAAUUAUCAAGUGAAAAAUUACGCCGACUUGUUUAUUUGUAUAUUUUAUCGUGGACUUUAGUGUUAACUUAAUCUGAAAGUUACAAAAUGUCGCACACUAUAUUGUUGAUCCAACCCGGUAACAAACCGGAAACAAGAACAUAUUCCGAUUACGAGUCUGUUAACGAUUGCAUGGAAGGGGUUUGUAAGAUCUACGAAGAACAUCUGAAGAAAUUAAAUCCAAAGUCUGUGUCUAUUACAUAUGACAUAACUCAGCUGUUUGAAUUUGUUGACCAUUUAGCAGAUCUUUCAUGUCUUGUGUAUCAAAAGAGUACCAUGACAUAUGCUCCAUAUAACAAAGACUGGAUAAAGGAAAAGAUAUAUGUCCUACUCAGAUGUCAAGCCAAUCAACGUCAAUAAACAGUAUGAAUUUAAUGGAAUGUUUUAUUGAAAUAUUAUGAGGCUGUUUUUUCCUUGUUGACCAUUUAGUAGGUAUAAUUGUAUAAAUACACCCAACUAUAAAGUAAUAAUGUAGGUUGACCAUAAGCAGUAUACAAGUUAUUCAUAGCGAUUUAACAAAUAUUCAUGAUCCUCAGAACUUCCUUUACUUAAUAAAAAUAAUAUUUAAAUAUGUAA